Linum trigynum is the source of this 6267-nucleotide messenger RNA. The record is from the annotation of a GenBank genome assembly. NCBI's taxonomy places the organism in Eukaryota, Viridiplantae, Streptophyta, Magnoliopsida, Malpighiales, Linaceae.
CCUAUUCGUGUUUUUUAUACAUGUUACAGAAACUGUGAUGGACUGGGUUUGGUAUGAUUGGUGGUGGAUCAGGACUGCUGCAUCAAGAGCUUAAUGUUUCAUUUCUGGUUAUCUGGCAAAACAAGCAAGUUGCAAGAAAAUCCAUCUACCAUAUGAUGACCUUAACUCACGUCCUGGCAAGUUAACAUAACCUACUCUGGGACGGGCUCCCUUCAAUAUCUCUGCCAUAAACAUUUUCUCCUGAAAACCUCGUCAGGCUUGCUAUUUGCCAUAGUCCAAUUACAAACUUCUGGGUAGGAGAGUUCAGGUAUGUAAAUAGACGAUCAUUUGUUAUUUAGUGUGUUCUUGUAGUUCAGGUUGGAUUAUUAUUCGACUAACCUUGUUUUCUGCUUUGCCAUUUUUGCAGCCAUACAUUCUGCUUGUAAUCUCGUACUCUGCAUAAAUCUAACUGCAGUCCCCGAUCUAUCACAGUCUUCAAUUCGCAAGGAAUUCUUGCUCUGGGGAUGCAAAAUCCUAGUUGAGCUACCUUUCUGUGUUUAAUAUCUUUGACAAGUUCAUCAACAUUUGACCUUGUAAGAAUCUGGCGAGUCUUCCUUCCAAUUAGUAUGGUCCUAAUCAGUGGUUACUCAAAGAUCCUCGUACAGAACAAGAAGAUUUUCAACAUCCUCAAAUUUUAGACAACUUCUCAAUCUCCGUGGGACAUUCUCGUUCUCGUCGAGGGAUCAGGUACAGUGAAAAGGGUAGUUGAGGAUGCUUGGUGUAUCAAUGUUACUGAUCGGGGGUAAAUUUGUGAUGAAACUUUGUUCACGAGUUGACUGCUGACUCGCUUGUUCCCACAUCGUCUUGUAUCCGUGGUUUCACAAGAACAUUGAUCAGGCAGGGCUCACUGUUUCAUUCAGGUUACGUACCUAGAAGAAGAUGGAACACCAGAAAUGGUAAUAAGACAGAGGAAUGUUACCCGUCCACCUAUCGACAAGAAGUCAACGCUCCACUUAUCAACCUCCCCCCAUAAAGAAAAGAAAAGAAAAGAAUAGCCCACAAAGUCAAGUCAGCUCUUCAAAGCUCAACUUGCUGGCUACAAGUCCUUGGAAGCCAACAUAUGGCUCUCUAACAGUUCCAUCAGAAAACAGAUCUGGAUCUUGGCAGAAAUGGCUUGCUCCUCUGCCUUGGCUUUAAUGCCUUCUCCUCCUUCCUCCCCCUCAUCACAGGAUUUCCAGUACACCGGAGAAUGGGAACACGAUGUCUUCUUGUGUUUCAGAGGCGCUGAUACCCGCCAUGGUUUCACCAGCCACCUCAUGGCUGCUCUGUCCGACAAGCAAAUCAAAGCCUUCAUCGACGGCAAGCUCCGGAAAACAGAGUGCAUCGACGAGCUCCUCUCCAUUCUCCAAAAAUCAGCACUAUCAAUCGUGAUUUUCUCCGAGAAUUUCGCUGAUUCAACCUGGUGUUUGGAAGAGGUGGCCAUGAUAGCUCGAAGGUACGAGAAGUUCGGGCACCGGGUGCUUCCGGUUUUCUAUAAAGUGGAUCCGUCCGAUGUAGCAGGGGAUUCUGGAAGGUACGCUGCUGCCAUUGAUCACAAACAUGGAGCUAGCAGAUAUCUAGAGGAUAGGAAAAGAUGGAAGGUUGGUCUGAAAACUGUUGCUAAUUGUGUUGGCCAUACCUCUCAGUCAAUUGAGAUUGAGUCCGACUUAAUCAGGGAGGUAGUUAACGAUGUUCAGAGGCAGCUUACAGACAUGUCACCUAGCAUCAUGCCUGACAACCUGGUUGGUAUAGACUCACGCAUUAUGGGGAUUAAGCAGCUCUUAGCCAUGAACACAUUAGACGGUACUCGCGUCAUUGGACUUUGGGGAAUGGGUGGAUCGGGAAAGACGACUCUGGCUACAGCUUGCUAUCAAAGAUUUGUGUGCUCAAUGAGAGACACCAAACAUUACUUCUUUAAAAGAAUCAAUGAAAGUUGUGAAAGUGUGUCUGGGAUUGAAGGGCUGAUACAAGAAUUGUAUUCAACUCUUCUGUCAGAGAAAGGUGUAAGUCGUGAAACUUUGGAUAUUCGUUUUCGAAGAACACGUCUUUCGCGUUUGAAGGUGUUUAUUGUUCUUGACGAUGUGGAAGCUCCAUCACAGUUGGAUCAAUUACUUUUGGGAAGUGCCUUGGACCCAACAACACUAUUUGCGGCGGGAAGUAGAAUCAUUGUCACAACCAGAAAUAAAAGAGUGCUUCAGUAUGCGAGGGCAAAGAUUUAUGUUGUUGAUGGUCUACGUAAAGACGAAUCUCUUCAACUCUUUAGCUUGCAUUCAUUCAGACAAAGGUCACCUCCUAGCAAUUGGAAGGGGCUGUCACGUCAAGCUAUAUCAUACUGUGGAGGAAAUCCUUUGGCUCUUAGAGUUUUGGGGAGUAGGCUCUUCGGCGAGGAUCAAAAUUAUUGGAAUAGUUUUCUGGGGGAUCUUGAACCUGGUAUCCAUAAUGUUCUUGUGAGAAGUUACCUUAAGCUGGGAGCUGAUGAGCAGAGGCUAUUUCUAGAUUUUGCUUGUUUCCACAAGGUGUCGUCGAGAUCUAGAAUGACAAAGUAUAUGACAAGUAAGUAUGGCUCUCAUGCUUAUAGCAGAAUAAAGGAUCUAAUUGAUAAGUCUAUGUUCAUCUGUUUUGCCACCAAUGGUUACGAGCAUAUUCAUGUGCAUGACCUGCUCAGAGAAAUGGCUUGGAGAAUUGUUAAUGAUGAAAGAAAGCUUGAAAAUCGAGCUAGGUUAUAUAACCCUGAGGAUGUUCAUAAAUUAUUCACGAAUCGGGAGCAUUCAGGAGCAAAUGUGUUCCAGGGUGUUAUAGCAACUGAAGCUAUAUGUCUGGACAUCUCCAAGGCCAAAGAGAUGGAUUUGAAACCCAACGCCUUUGAGGGAAUGCACUCUCUUACAUAUCUUGUGUUUUGGUACCCGAGAGCAGUUUUGCAUAAGAGUGGCUCUUUACCCUCUCAUCUUUGCAAUAUUCGUCUGCCAGAUAAUGGUCUUGACUCUCUUCCUAACGAGUUAAGAUAUCUGCGCUGGGAUGGAUUCCCCUCAGAAUCUCUGCCAUCAAGAUUUAAUGCUGAAUACCUUUGUUACCUUGAAAUACACCAUAGUCCAAUUGUAAGAUGUUGGGAAGGAGUUGAGCCAAGCCUUGUAAAUUUGGUGUCUCUAGAUCUAUCCUACUGCAUACAUUUAAGUAAUGUUCCAGAUUUGUCGAAGUCUGCAAAUCUCGAGGUCCUCGUGCUGAGGGGAUGCGAAAGCCUAGUUGAGCUGCCUCUGUACCUCUCGUAUGACAAACUGACAUUGUUGGACCUCAGAGAUUGUCAAAGUUUGAGUCGUCUUCCGACAACAUUCAACUUCAAGUCCUUAAAAAGUAUGUACUUAUCCAAUUGUCCCAAAGUCAUCCGCUGUCCAGAGGUCAAUUCAGGAGAGUUAGUGUAUUUGGAUUUAAUGGACACACCUGUAAGAAAGUUGCCGAGUGCAAUCUACAAUGUCAAGCAAGGUGGGGUCCUACGUCUUUGCGGCAAACGCAUCACCAACUUCCCUGCUAUUGCAGCAAGCCUGAAUUUGUUUCGGCUGUGCCAUACCACUGUAAGAGAGAUGGAUAUUUAUGAUGAACAUCAAGUUCCCUCUAAAUUAUCACCUCGAUUUGUUCGAUUGGAGUUGGUUGGCAACUCUGAACUUAAGAGGCUGUCAAGGAAUAUUUGGAAGAUGGUCUCUCAAACACUUCUUCUUGCGGAAUCCCCGUUGAUUGAAAGUUUGCCAGAAAUAUCAGAGCCUUUUAAUCACUUAACUGAGCUUGCAAUAAUUAGAUGUCAAAACCUGAAGAGUUUUCCGAUUGGCAUCAGCAACCUGAAAUCUUUGCAGGUCCUCCAUUUUGUUGGCACGGAUGUAAAGUCCCUGCCUUCUUGGAUCGAGGAACUGGACCAGCUCUCUACGUUAGAUCUUUCUUUUAAUAAAGGCCUAGAAUUUGUCUCGAGCAACAUCUGCAAACUUGCCAAUUUAUCCAUCUUGUUCUUGAAGGGCUGUUCAAGGAUUCAAUCUUUACCAGAACUUCCUCCAAAUCUUGAUUCUCUGCAUUUAGGUGGUUGCAAGUCGUUACGGGUCUUACCAAGCAAUUACAGGAAGCUGAGAUGGAAGCGUGUGUUGUUUGAUGACUGCACGUUGGACGCUAAUUCGCAUAAAGAAAUGGUGGAGACUUUCCCUAAUCAAGCAACAGUGUCUCCACAUCUUCAGGGUGGUCUUCAGUAUUGGGGGAGCGAGAUUCCAGAAUGGUUUGCCUACAAAAGCAUGAAUGAUAAGGAUGAUUCACGUGUGAUGGUGCAAUUGCCUACAUGCAAUAGCAACCGACGAAUUAAGGGAAUCGCAUUCUGUAUUGUGUGUUCUUCGGACAUUUUCAUCUAUCCAUUGUGUAUGAAAUGCAAUUGUGACAUCGAAACUACAACUGCUGGCUCUUGGAGUUCUCCUGAUUUGCAUUUGGGUGGUACUACGUCAUCAUCAGAUAAUGUAUAUAUGUGGUUUGACAAAAACUUGUUAGGUGAGACUCCAUCAGAAACAUUGUCAGACGAGACCAAUGAAGGAAUGCGAGACGAAGCAGAACCUUGGUAUGUGAAAUAUGCUGGGGUCACUGUGUCGUUCAGAUUCUCCUUUCUAGCAAGAAAGGAAGAAGAUGUCAAGAACUUAAGGAAAGCUAAACUCAAAAGGCUUGGCAUCUCUCUACUUUACUAACUGCUGUCUGCUGAUAGAUUGACAGUCGAGGAAAAUGUGGAAAAUGGACAAUCCAUUGUCGUUGUUUUCUGGCAUGUCAGGCCUCCAUUGCUUCACUCUGGUUCUGCCCUCAAGCAACAAGCGAAGUUGGUCUCCAGAAAUCGAAGAACAUCAAUACCGAAAGGUUUGACAUCUCUGUACUUACUGCUCAUUGACAAAUAUUUGGAUAGACUCUUAUUUUUCCUUUUGUUUGAUCUCCUGCCCCUGAAUCAUGUCUUGUUUGUUGCAAUUCUUCUUGGUAGUAGAUGAAUCAGAGUGUCGAAAUGUGAUUACUUGUUCUACCUCCCUGUUAUUACUUGUUCCACAUUCCAUGCUUCUCUCUUUUCUUUUAUACCGUAAGAACAUUUUCAGAGCUUCAACCAAUACUGUUGCAGGCUUGCAGCUACUUCAUUCAAUUCAGAGUUAGUGCCCUUCUGACAUCUGAGUUGGUUAAGGUUUUGGUAAUAUGUUUGGAUGAUACUAAACGAUAGCAAGAAAUUUCAAUAGUUGAACAGCAGCAUCGUUUUGAUGGAAACUUGAAAUUUAGGAUCAUUGUCUAUAUGGGGUGCAGGUAUUACUGGACCUCAAAUAAUUUUGUGCAGCAUGUGAUGCAUAUGGCUUCUAUUUUUCAUGAUUUUUCUUCUGUGGGCUGGGAAGUUCCAAUCCUAUAUUCUGCUAAAUGGAUGGUGUCCUGGCUGGGGCUUUGUUGGUGUAGGUGGAUGGUGCGGCUCGUCAGUGCUCCCAUGGGGUUGGAGGCUGUGUUUUCGGCGACUUGUCGGGUACGGUGUUGGGUGUUGCAGCCUCCUCUAUGACGCUAUUGUGGAUCCUUUCCUGGUGGAGCUUUUGAUACUUAGGGAUGCAGUUCGGUGGUGCUUCGCUAGUGGUGUUCAGCUGGUGGUACUUGUGGGCGAUGCAAAGGUGGUACUCGAUUGGUAGUUGUGGGUUAAGGAGAAGAUGUUCGUGGUGGAGCGAUUUUGGAGGAAAUUCGUUUGCUUCGCCAGUGCUUUCAUCAAUUUAGCAUUCGGUUUGUUGGUCGAGCUCACAAUAGGAUGCACCAUCUGGAUGUCAGAAAGUCAUUUAUUUGUACCCAAGUUUGGUAGGAUUUUAUGUUCUUUUGCGACUUUUUCAAUUGUGUGACUCUCUGUUCCUCUCUAUAGUGCAAGUGAGCGACCUUACGACAAGAAAACGUGAACUAUAAGUUCUAGGAAUAUGAGAAUAUUUUUUUUUUUACAUUAAUGAAAUGUUUCUCUGAGGAGGAUGAAUCGAUCUAUUCCAUCGAAAUUCCUUCCCAAAACUUUUAUAUGUUGUUUUCGUACUUAGUUGUCGGGUUUAAGUGGUUUUCAAACCCUAACCAGAUUAUCUCAAGCAGUUCUAAACUGAGUUCAAUUUAAUUCCAACUGAUUCUAGAAUUUUGCCGUGAUGAGCUGACAAUCAUUAUGAUUAAAAAAACUGAGCCACAUUUUUAUUUCUAGAACAGUAUCUCCGGCAUUCUCUUUAAUUGUGGGAGUAAUCAACUUUGGGAUUGAAU